Molecule: messenger RNA, 2736 nt
Organism: Oenanthe melanoleuca
Lineage: Eukaryota; Metazoa; Chordata; Aves; Passeriformes; Muscicapidae
Gene: ATP6V1B1
Product: ATPase H+ transporting V1 subunit B1
Exons: 14
Coding region: 47-1564 (505 amino acids)
Biological process (GO): ATP metabolic process; proton transmembrane transport
Cellular component (GO): proton-transporting V-type ATPase, V1 domain
Molecular function (GO): proton-transporting ATPase activity, rotational mechanism; ATP binding
Source: RefSeq, a predicted model, not a curated record
GGACCGUGACCGUGACGGGGACAGGGACAGGGACAGGGACAAGGCCAUGGCCGCCACCAAGGUGACAGCAGCGGCGACAGAGCUGGCGGCUGCCCGCGAGCACGGGCUGGCCGUGACCCGCGACUUCCACAGCAACCCACGGCUGACCUACAGGACGGUGUGCGGGGUCAACGGGCCGCUGGUGGUGCUGGACAAUGUCAAGUUCGCCCAGUACGCCGAGAUCGUGAACUUCACGCUGCCCAACGGCACCACCCGCAGCGGGCAGGUGCUGGAGGUGAUGGGCCCCAAGGCCAUCGUGCAGGUGUUUGAGGGCACAUCUGGCAUCGAUGCCAAGGCGACAACCUGCGAGUUCACCGGGGACAUCCUGCGCACGCCGGUGUCCGAGGACAUGCUGGGCCGGGUGUUCAAUGGCUCCGGGAAACCCAUCGACAGCGGCCCCGCCGUGAUGGCCGAGGACUUCCUGGACAUCAACGGCCAGCCCAUCAACCCCCACGGGCGCAUCUAUCCCGAGGAGAUGAUCCAGACUGGGAUCUCUCCCAUCGACGUCAUGAACAGCAUCGCCCGCGGGCAGAAAAUCCCCAUCUUCUCUGCGGCCGGGCUGCCCCACAACGAGAUCGCAGCACAGAUCUGCCGCCAGGCCGGGCUGGUGAAGAAAUCCAAGGACGUGGUGGAUUUCCACGAGGACAACUUCGCCAUCGUGUUCGCGGCCAUGGGGGUGAACAUGGAGACCGCGCGGUUCUUCAAGUCGGACUUUGAGCAGAACGGCUCCAUGGAGAACGUCUGCCUGUUCCUCAACCUGGCCAACGACCCCACGAUCGAGAGGAUCAUCACGCCCCGGCUGGCGCUGACCACGGCCGAGUUCCUGGCGUACCAGUGCGAGAAGCACGUGCUGGUCAUCCUGACCGACAUGAGCUCCUACGCGGAGGCGCUGCGGGAGGUGUCGGCAGCCCGGGAGGAGGUGCCGGGCCGGCGCGGCUUCCCCGGCUACAUGUACACGGACCUGGCCACCAUCUACGAGCGCGCCGGGCGCGUGGAGGGCAGGAACGGCUCCAUCACCCAGAUCCCCAUCCUCACCAUGCCCAACGACGACAUCACCCACCCCAUCCCCGACCUGACGGGUUUCAUCACCGAGGGCCAGAUCUACGUGGACCGGCAGCUCCACAACCGCCAGAUUUACCCCCCCAUCAACGUCCUGCCGUCGCUGUCCCGGCUGAUGAAAUCGGCCAUCGGAGAGGGGAUGACCAGGAAGGACCACGGGGACGUGUCCAACCAGCUGUACGCCUGCUACGCCAUCGGCAAGGACGUGCAGGCCAUGAAGGCCGUGGUGGGCGAGGAGGCGCUGUCCGCCGACGACCUGCUCUACCUGGAGUUCCUGCACAAGUUCGAGAAGCAGUUCAUCUCCCAGGGUCCCUACGAGAACCGGAGCGUUUUCGAGUCCCUGGACAUCGGCUGGCGGCUGCUGCGAAUCUUCCCCCGGCAGCUGCUCAAGCGCAUCCCCGAGAGCGUCCUGGCCGAGUUCUACCCCCGCGAGGCCAGGGCGCCCGAGCAGGGCACGGCCCUCUGACCCCACAGCCACGGCACUGCCUGUUCCUUAAACCCCUGUUUCCUUAAACCCCCAUUUCCUAAAAUCUGAUCCCUCUUUCCUAAAAUCUGAUCCCGCUUUCCUAAAAUCCCAUCCCCUUUUCCUAAAAUCUGAUCCCUCUUUCCUAAAAUCUGAUCCCUCUUUCCUAAAAUCCCAUCUCCCUUUUCCUAAAAUCCCAUCUCCCUUUUCCUAAAAUCCCAUCCCCUUUUCCUAAAAUCCUAUCCCCUUUUCCUAAAAUCCGAUCCCGCUUUCCUAAAAUCUGAUCCCGCUUUCCUAAAAUCUGAUCUCGCUUUCCUAAAAUCCCAUCCCCUUUUCCUAAAAUCCCAUCCCUCUUUCUUUAAAUCCCAUCCCCUUUUCCUAAAAUCUGAUCCCACUUUCCUAAAAUUCCAUCCCCUUUUCCUACAAUCCCAUCCCCUUUUCCUACAAUCCCAUCCCUCUUUCCUUAAAUCCCAUCCCCAUUUCCUAAAAUUGGCUUCUCCUUUCCUAAAAUCCCGUUCCCAUUUCCUUAAAUCCCAUUGUUUCCUAAAAUCCCGUCUCCCUUUCCUAAAAUCCCAUCUGCCUUUCCUACAAUCCCAUCCCCCUUUCCUAAAAUUGGCUCCUCCUUUCCUGAAAUUCCAUCCUCAUUUCCUAAAAUCCCAUCCCCCUUUCCUAAAAUUUGAUCCUCAUUUCCUAAAAUCCCAUCCCCCUUCCUAAAAUCUGAUCCUUCUUUCCUGAAGUCCCAUCCCCAUUUCCUAAAAUCCCAUCUCUGUUUCCUAAAAUUGGCUUCUCCCUUCCUAAAAUCCGAUCCCCAUUUCUUAAAAUCUCAUCCCCUUUUCCUAAAAUCUGAUCCCUCUUUCCUAAAAUCCCACCCAUUUCCUUAAAUCCCAUCCCCUUUUCUUAAAAUCCCAUCUCACUUUCCUAAAAUCCAAUCCCCCUUUCCUAAAAAUCAUUUCCUAAAAUCCAAUCCCCCUUUCCUAAAAUUGGAUCCCCAUUUCCUAAAAUCCCAUCCCCAUUUCCUAAAAUCCCAUCUCACUUCCCUAAAACUGGGAAAAAACUGGGAAAAAUCUAUUGUUUGUUUUGGGGUUUUUUUGGGGGUUUUUUGGGGAUUUUUUUUGGGGGUUUGUUUUUUUUUUGUUUGUUUUUUUUUUUUUGAUGAAUAAACCGCCAUGGUCACC